AUGAUUACCAAGCUAAAUCUCAUCAACGCUGGUACGGAGGCACGCAUCACUCGGCUUGCCAACAGCUGCGGCCGCACCAAACUCACACUUGGACUUUUUGUCCUGAAAACCCCCAGCCCGACGGAGCUCAAGGCGGAAAUCUGGGAUAGACUCAUCGAGCGUGAGCUUCCCAAAGUUCGUGAAGAUAUACGUCGUCUUCUCCGGGAGAAAAAUGAAGAGCUUGAUGAAUUUGGAACGGAACGUAAAUCUCCAAACCAGAUACGCAUGUUCCUGACAAAGAUUGGCACCAAUUACUACAAUGUUAUCCAAGCCGGCGUUGAUGGAUCAUACGGAGGUCGUGACACGAGCUUCUUUGAAAUACGAGAGGGACAAUCCUCAGUUCUUCUCCGUGCUACUAUCCAUAUGGAGAAUGGAAAUUUCUCUGACUACAUUAGACAUGAGAGAAAUUACUGUGAUACUCAACCACUGCAGAUUUAUGAUCAAACGAGGGGCCAAGAGCUACCAGGCAACUACAACCAAGCUCUCCUUGCCGAGCUGUUCCAUCUGCAAUCAUUGCGAUGGGCCCAAAUUGCUGGAGAACAUAUCGUGGUGGUCGCGAAGAUUGUUUCCCGGUUUGUGAAUGCUGCAUUGACGUACGCUAUCAAAGAUGGGAAGGUUCGCGAAAACAUUGGUCGCCUAGUCAGCACCACGCUGGAGGCAAAUACCGAAGCAGCGGAACACGAACUCGAAAAGAUUCUUGGAGAUAAAACACGACAGCCAAUUACGUACAAUCAUUAUUACACUGACAAUAUCCAGAAUGCAAGAAACGAAGCCUCUAAGGCCUCAUUGAAGACUCGAGCCUGUUUCAAAUUGUUGUCAUCCCUCAAAAAGCGUGUCAUCGUUGACAUGAAGGAGCAAGCAUGUUCUGAAGCAAAAACCGACUUGACUGCUUAUUACAAGGUUGCUCGGAAGACGUUCGUUGAUAAUGCUUGUCGUCAAGUCAUUGAGCGACAUAUUUUUGCCAAGUUAGCCGAUGAGUUUAGUCCCAUGACAUUCAGCUUCUAUGUAUUCGGAGGAGGAGCUUAUUAA
Messenger RNA from Penicillium samsonianum, 1068 nucleotides. RefSeq names its product Dynamin. NCBI's taxonomy places the organism in Eukaryota, Fungi, Ascomycota, Eurotiomycetes, Eurotiales, Aspergillaceae. The transcript is spliced from 5 exons. Bases 1 to 1068 code for a protein of 355 amino acids. The record is from RefSeq and is a predicted model, not a curated record.